AUGAUCCAGCCCAAUACCACACCCAGUACUAUGUACCAGGACUUCACAGCCCGCCGGCCUCUGGAAAUUGAGACUUUCCUCGGCGCUCCCAUCAAGCUCGCCCAAGACGUGGGUGUUUCAGUUCCUCGCAUCGAAACGCUAUACGCUCUUCUUCACAACGCCAACACAUUGAACCAAUCCCGCCCACCUCCUGCAGCUGCAGUCUCACCGCAAAACCCUGCACAAACCCCUCGUAUGGGCCCCGGUCCAAACAUGGGUCCCGGCCCUAAUCAACGUGGGCCAAUGAACGGCCCGAUGAAUGGCCAGAUGAACGGCCCCAUGCCUGGUCAUCCCGGUAGACCUGGAAUGAUGAGGCCUGGAAGCAGAGCCCCUUCGAUGACCGGUGGCCCACCCCCGCAAAUGCGCAGAGGUCCCUCGAUGAACAACGGUUUCGGUCCACCCAUGAGAAUGAACGGAAAUGGCCAACGUGGUCCUCCUCAGCAGCCAACGCGUCGCCCUUCUCUUGAAGACAACGAACUCGAGGAGUUCAGUCACCUGAUGCUUUACGACAACUUGCCAGAGGGCGCUUUGCCAGAAGGCGCGAUCCCUAACGGUGCCGGUCCUGGGGGCGAGAUGGGAAUUCGUGAAAGAGAACUGGCCCUUCGCCAGAGAGAGCUAGCUUUGAGAGAGCAGGAGUUUAAUAUGAGGCGCCGUAUGCCUCCUCCUCCUGCUUCCCAUGCUGGAGGCUUCGACGAUGACGAUGAGGAUGGUGAAGAUUUCUUCGACCCUAUGGCUUCAGGAAGAAACGUCCCUAUGAUCGACCCUGACAACUUCGACAUGAUGAGCGUCACUUCGAGACGCGCUCGUAAAGCACCCCCACCCACUGCCAACCAGCUCCGCAACAACCCUGAGAUGGGAGGUCCCCAGAUGAGAGGAGGAGGCGGCGGCGGCGGCGGCAGAGGCAUGUUCGGAAGGCCUAAGGUGCAGAACCGAACCAGUGCUAGACUGAUGUCUGAAAUCCCCGGACUGCACGAAAACCUCAUGGGCAAUCCGUUGCUAGGCUACUCGUCGGACAGAUACGGAGGUGUUGACCGUCACAACCUUGGACAAGAAUCGAGAACCAACUCACUUACUGCAGAACGCCUGAACGAGCUUUCACGAGGUGGACCUCCCGGUCAAGGUCCUUACCCUGGCCCAAUGCCCCUCAGAUGGGUCGACGUGCUAGUANNACUCCCUGGACAUCCUUUGGGUCCCCCAAGAGGGCCUCCUGGCCAACGUCCUUACCCGCCAAAUGGACAGAAUGGAUAUCCGCCCCACAUGAACGGCCGACCAUCGCCUCCUGGCGUUAUGGGUUCGCCGAUGCAACGCCCACCAACCCAGCAAGGCCAAGUGCCACAGCAUGUUGAACAGCAGAACGGGGUGAGCCAUCUCUAUCCGCCCAAAAGCGGCCCUCAAGAACGCAGUCUGACAGGUUCCGCGAGCGCUAGCGCGGGGAGUGGUGAUAGUAACCACUCGGUGCCCCUUGAUUCCGACCCUUCGGCCCACAGCAGCUCCAGCAGUCUAGGACCUCGUCCAGCUCACGGUUUCCGAUAG
Messenger RNA from Aureobasidium vineae, 1572 nucleotides. Lineage: Eukaryota; Fungi; Ascomycota; Dothideomycetes; Dothideales; Saccotheciaceae. The record is from the annotation of a GenBank genome assembly.